AUGAGCCAGGAUCCCAAGCGGUCUUCCGCAGGCAAUGCGACGUCUCCGGCCACAAUUCCGCGACCUCCACCACUGCCAGCUCCCAAUCCCAGGCCGUUGCAGCGAGCUAGAGAUGCAGCGUCCAGGCUUUUGGGUUACGCUUCGAGACCUCCCAGUCCGCAAGGCCUGCGAGACGACGACCGCUUCACGCUGGGCAGUAGCCAAUUCACCAGGUCCUCCUCUCUCGGCGCUACUCAGAACGCCACCACCAGCCAUAAGACCGGACUGGAGAUCCAUUCGCUCAGUAUAAACGACAGCGGAAGUCAUGCCAUCAUUGCAGGAAAGGAGAUCUUCAAGACGGUCAAGGUCGAAGAUGGGCAUUGUGCGGAGGAUUUCAACCUUAGGACGGCCAUCCGAAGCACACCCACUCAGGCCUCAGGCCAGCCGCGGCAGAUAUACUCCAUCGAUAUUGCCGAUGUAGCUUGGGCCAAGGGCGACAGUAACCAUCUCGUGGCAGCGGCAACCUCCAGUGGCAAGAUCAUUGUGUACGACCUCGGCCAUGCUGGUCUCCAGGCCGCACAGCUGCACGAGCACUUCCGGCAGGUGCAUAAUGUAACAUUCAAUCCUCAUCGAGGCAGCUUGCUCCUGUCAGGCUCACAGGACGGUACGGUCCGGCUUUGGGACUUGCGUGACGUGAAGAGCCAAGUGACGACCGUGCAGAGCAAGCGAAAGUAUUCAGGCCAGAGUGAUGGAGUUCGAGAUGUGAAGUGGUCGCCCGUGGAGGGCUUUGAUUUUGCGUUUGGGACAGACAAUGGCGAUGUCCAGCGUUGGGAUAUGAGGAAUUUGAAGUCGGCCAAGGUCAGAGUACCGGCUCACAGUCUGGCGUGCAACACGGUCGAUUGGCAUCCAGACGGCAAGCACAUCCUCAGCGCCAGCUCUGACAAGACGGUGCGAGUCUUUGAUGUUUCCACGAGUCGUCCUAGAAAGGCGGCCUGGGAGAUCAAGACUGCCUUUCCCGUCAUGAACGCUCGAUGGCGACCAUCCUGUCAGUCUGCUAUGCCGCACGACAACGGAGCCCAGCAGUGCACCCAGAUCGUCACUGCGUACGACGUCGAGCAUCCGAUCAUGCAUGUCUGGGAUUUUCGUCGUCCUCUUCUUCCAUUUCGCGAGCUGUUUCCGCAUCCAUCGGCGCCGACUGAUCUUCUGUGGCACUCGCAGGAUCUGUUGUGGACUGUCGGCAGAGAAGGUGCUUUCAUCCAGACGGAUGUGCAGCACACGUCGAAAGUCAUUGAUCGAUGCAACUUGCAAGCAAUUGAUGUGUCGGCGCUUGGUGAGUUGUCGUUUGUUGCGCAAGCCCGUCAACAACGCCGCAAGCCGCCGCCGCCGCCGGUGCCUCCUCCUUCUCUCCCGACACGAACAAACACCAGCCUGAGCACCAGUCCAGAGACGACCUUUCUCAGUCGAAGUUGGCAGGACGAUACAUUGGAUCAAUCAUUUCUCAGUGUGUUGCCUUUCAAACGCCAAGCCAGAUCGCACAGCAGCAGCAGAGUCCACGGUGCCUUAAGCUCUUCAUCCACCUCCAAUCAACACCAGUCGGCGACCAUCAAACUCGACGACAUUCUGCUCAACCGCAAGUCCUUCAGACCGCAACAACUCUCCUGUCGUGGACAGCUUGAAAGUCACAACAAUCCUGAGCCAGUCGCCUUCAUGGCUGAACGAGCCCGAAUUGAGAUACCAUCAACGUCGAACGACGAUGACUUCCUGCGUGAAGUUGAAAAUGCCUUCAAGGCGAACGAGGAUCACUACAACUCGAUUGGAUACAACGUCACUGCGGCGGUCUGGAAGAUGGUCGGACAUUGCACUUUGGUUCAUAUUCAAGAUCGUGUCGCAUUCAAGCGCAAGCGAGCGGCAGAGAAGUCAUCAUCACCUGCACAAGAACCUGCCAUGACCACCUCAAUCGAAACGUUGGCAAAGAGGCUUGCAACACAACAUCUCAAAUCACCGACGCAAUCACCUGGCACCUUACGACCAGUCUCGACCAUUGCCCAGCAGCUGGCUCAACCUGAAAGCACCUCCAACGUUCCCACGCCACUCGCUCGUCCAUCCACCAGCGGAAAGCUUCCCAUGUCACAGCAACACGCACAAACACUUCCAGACCCAGACAAAGAUGAGAAGCUGGCACUGCCUCCUUCCAUUGCCUCAAAACCUACUUCACCACCGCAGCUCCCUGUCGAAGCAAGUCAGGCACGAGAUCGAAGACUUACGCUAGAAAACCUUGAAGGACUGCAGAAGCUUCAACCGAAUGACAGUAGCAACCGAAACGAGAUGGUCAAGCGUUGGAGUUCGCAACCAAAGAUACCUCUCAGUCUCGACCCUGUCGAUGACAAGGGCGUUAAGAUCCCACCCGCAAAGCUCGAAAAGCAUGACAGUGGCGAAAGCUUUCAAUUUCUCGAAGAGUCUGGUGGUUCAAGAGAGUCAUCAUUUCCAGCUUCACUUGAAAGCUCUGCGUCCCAGCCGAGCCAAGAAGAAUGA
Messenger RNA from Zasmidium cellare ATCC 36951, 2511 nucleotides. RefSeq lists its product as uncharacterized. Gene Ontology annotation, molecular function: protein binding. Lineage: Eukaryota; Fungi; Ascomycota; Dothideomycetes; Mycosphaerellales; Mycosphaerellaceae. The transcript has 2 exons. Gene Ontology annotation, biological process: positive regulation of TOR signaling. Bases 1 to 2511 code for a protein of 836 amino acids. The record is from RefSeq and is a predicted model, not a curated record.